AUGGCUUCAUUUUUUAAUCGUGUUCUUGGAAAAAAUUUACAAUCAUCAUCGAAAAAAAAUUCUUCAACUGGUAAUACAUCAUCGUCAACAUCAUCAUCAUCUUCAUCUUCAUUAAUUCCUCUUGUUCCUCUUGAUCUACCACCAUGGAUACCGCCAGAUUUAAAUCGAGAUCAUAUACGUCUUCUUGUUUUUUCCGAUAGUGAUGAUGUUGGAUUAGAACUUAUAUUUGAUUCAAAAACUUUACGUGUUGUAUCAUCUUCUGAUAAUGAAAAUUUAACUAAUAAACCAUCAACAACAGUCAAUACUCGAACAUCAUUAUCACAAGUUCCAGGAUCUAAUCGAACAACAAAACCACCAAUAGGUCCAAGCAGUAAUAGUGCAAAUCGUUCUCGUCCUGCUAUAACACGUUUUACACAUCGAGGGAAAAUCUAUGAAUUAAUGAAAGCUUCAAAUGACAUACGUAAUUAUGCUGAUUAUAUAUUCGGAACUAUGCCAUUAUUAUUUAAAGGCACUGGCAUGAAAAUUCAUACGAGCAAAUCACCGUUACAAAUUAUGAUGAGUCGAGUAUUUGUUCUUAAAUUACCUGAUAGAUCCGAUGCAUUAAUCAAUACAUCAAUAACAUCGGAACCAGAAACAGUAACAAUUAAUCCAUUUUAUCCAUUUGGAUCAUCACCAUCGAAUCGAUCAUUAAGUUCAAAUGUUAGUGUUGCUUCAUCGACUAUCUCAAGUAUUGAUCUACUUGGUGAAGAUUUAACAAAUCAAAGAUUUGGUCGACUUUAUCGUCGAUGGUUAAAAUGUGCUAAUCGAUCAAUGAAAAAAACUCAAAAACAACCUGGUCGUCGUUUUCGUCGAUGUAUUGGUGUAGCAUUUAUUAUUACAUUUCAACCAAAUGAAUUGUCUAAAUAUAAGCAUUUUGAAGAAUUUUUUUGUACACAUGCACCAUUAAUAGAAAAUCAUUUUCAAAAAAUUAUGACUGCAGCAGAAGUUAAUAUUAAUGAACGAAAUUCAAUUGCUGCUGCUCUUCUGGAUAAAUUAUUCAGUUUUAAAGAUGAACUUUAUACAUUAUAUACCCGUCCCCGUCUGGUAUCACCCGCAUGGUAUAUUCUAACACAAGAACAUUUAACUAUGAGUAAACGACGUGCAUUAGCUCAACAAUUGUGCUCAAUUAUUGAUCUUUUUACGACACCUAAAUAUGGCGAUUUUCUCAAUUGUGUCUUAUCAGCAGUACUUAGCUAUCAAUUAUCUUGGUUAUCAACAGUCUCACCAUCACUUGCCAAAUCUAAACAAAAAGUUUUAUUUAAAGCUAAAGCAGAUUAUGUUAAUUCAUUACAAAGUUUUCUACAAUAUAGUCCAUUAUGGGGGCAAUUGAUAGAUUUGUUUAGUGCCUAUGGUAAUCCUUUAUAUAUUUGUCGAACAGUUCUUGUUGGUAGUGAUUCAUCAUUACUUAAUCGUUUACUUUAUUUAUUAAGUUUUUUUAUACGUCCAAGUCAUUUAACAUAUAAAAUCCCAAAUACAAAUUUAUCAGAUACAAAUGAUGAACAAAAUCGAGCAUAUAAAAAAAUUAGUUUAUAUAUUGAUGAAUUAAUUGCUAAUUCAACACAAAUACAAGAUAUUGAACCAUAUUCACCAGUUCAUAGUAUACAUUGGGAUGAUGAUGAUGAUGAACAAAAUCUUGAAGAUGAUAUUGAUAUAUUAUCUAAUGAUACAUCAGCUAAUCAUAAUAAUAAUAUAACAACAUCAUAUACUGAACCACAAAAUUUUUAUCAAUUAACAUAUACAUCUGAUGAUAUUGAAAGUCAAAGUGUUGAUGAAAAUGAUAUAUCACAAGUAUUAGAUACAAUAAUAUUACAUAUUGAACAAAUGAUUUUUGAUGAACGUCAAGAAAAAAAUCAAUUGUCUGUAAAACCACAUAAGAAAGUUUCGGUAACAUUACAAUCACCAAUAAAAACAGUUGUACCAUUAACACCAACAAAAACUCUUAUGUCUCUAUCAUUAUUUGAACCUUAUCAUCUUGGUCAUGAACCAAUACAAAUAACUAAUGAUUAUCAUUUAGAUUUAGCACUUUCAUUAAUAUCAUCAGUUACAUCUUCUUAUUCAUCAGAUUUUAUUUUACAAGCUAUUGAAACAACAAAUAUAAAUGACAUACGUCAUUCAAUAAUAUCUCAACAUACAUAUGAUAUAUCAGAGAAUGGUGGUGUUUUUCUAAAUGGCGAACAAAUUGAUACAUCAAUAACAAUAUUAAUUAAUUUAGAUGAUAUAUCUGUUAAUUUAUAUUCAAGUAAACAUAAUGAUGUAGCACGACGACAAGAACGUACAACAUUAAUUCAACCAUUAAUUGAACAUGCACAUUUAGCUAAACAAUUAUUACCAGCUGAUUUUGCUUUAUUAAAUAUGGAAGAUAGUUUACAGGAAAUUUAUUUUCUAGCUUUAGCUAUUCUUAAAUAUAUGAAAGCAAAUAAUAAAUCAUUAUGUAGUCAUGAAAGCGUUCAUUCAUUUGGUGACUCAGCAUCAACAACAAGUAUGACAAGUGGUGAUACAGAUGAGCAACGUAGCAUGGGAACAAAUAAUACAGUGACAGAGUUACCUACACAAACCUUAAUAAGUUCAAUGUUAUCAAAUGAAUCAUCACAAACAACACAAAUUGAUCAUAGUUCUGAAUUGGUACAGGAUAUAUUACGAAGAUUUCAAUUACAACGAUCCGAUUAUAUGUUUUUGGAAAAUAUUUUACGUGUUCUUGAAAGAGAACAAAAGCAAAUGAUUGGUUAA
Molecule: messenger RNA, 2766 nt
Organism: Rotaria sp. Silwood2
Lineage: Eukaryota; Metazoa; Rotifera; Eurotatoria; Philodinida; Philodinidae
Source: the annotation of a GenBank genome assembly